Molecule: messenger RNA, 1821 nt
Organism: Chrysemys picta bellii (western painted turtle)
Lineage: Eukaryota; Metazoa; Chordata; Testudines; Emydidae
Source: RefSeq, a predicted model, not a curated record
UUUUAGUUUUCAUGGGUCCUAUGGUGACUGAGGAGUCCGAUCCGUGGCAGAUGUUGCGGGUGGUGUUGGAAGCCAGGGCUGGCCCGCGAUUGCCGUGUGACCGUUGUGUUUCCUUUCUUGGCUGGCGUUUUUCUGCGACCAGGGCAUGGCGAUUUUCCUCAACAGUGGACAUUCCCUCUGUGACAAGUCUUGGCCAGUUACCCCUCUCCUGGGCUGCUGUCUCCCAGCAUGUGGUGCUGAUGCCACAUCUCUUGAUGUUGAUCUUGCAGGUCUCUUUGAAGCGUUUCUUUUGGCCUCCCCGUGUCCUUUCUCCUUCGGUGAGCUGGGCAUACAGCCGUUGUUUUGGGCCAUGGAGCUGUCGCUGGCCCAGUGGGCGCUCGCCCUGCUCCUGCUGGCCGUGCCCCUGCUCUACGAGUGCAACGCCACCUUCCGGUACUUCUGCAAGAUGGCCUUCUACAACGGCUGGAUCCUGACGCUCGCCGUGCUGGUCAUCCCGCUCUGCGCCCUGCGGGGCCGCAGCGUGGAGAACAUGAAGAUCAUCCGGUUCAUGCUGCACCACGUGAAGUACCUGUACGGCAUCCGCAUCGAGGUGCGCGGCCUGGAGCAUUUCAACCUGCCCGAGCCCUACGUCGUCGUCUCCAACCACCAGAGCUCCCUCGACCUGCUGGGGAUGAUGGAGGUGCUGCCCGACCGCUGCGUGCCCAUAGCCAAGAAGGAGCUGAUGUACAUGGGCACCGUGGGGCUGGCCUGCUGGCUCGGCGGCAUCAUCUUCAUCAACCGCAAGAAAACGGACGACGCCAUCGGCGUCAUGUCGGAGACGGCGCAGACCAUGCUGCGCGACAAUGUCCGGGUCUGGGUGUUCCCCGAAGGAACCAGGAACCACAACGGCUCCAUGCUGCCCUUCAAACGCGGGGCCUUCCACCUGGCCGUGCAGGCCCAGGUGCCUGUGAUCCCCAUCGUGAUGUCCUCGUACCGCGAUUUCUACAGCAAGAAGGAGAGAAGAUUCACGACGGGGCGCUGUCUGAUCCAGGUGCUGGCGCCGAUGCCCACGCAGGGGCUGGGCCCGGAGGCGGUGCCGGCGCUGACGGAGCGCGUGCGCCAGGCCAUGCUCGAGGCCUUCGACAGCCUGUCGGGGGAGCUGAGCCCUGGCCCGGACCCCCCUGCCCCACAGUGACACCCCCGCCAGCCAGCUGGGGCGGAGCCUUUGCCGAGUGGGCGGAGCCAGCACCAGCCACGCCCACCAGGCAGAGCAGCCACGGACCAGAUCUACUAACCCAGCAUUCCGACACCCCCCUCCCGGUUUAGCCACUUGGUAUCUCCCGCUCCCCCACCAUCACCUCCCCCCAGUCCUGUCAACAUGGACUGAUCCACUCCAGUCUGAACCAUGGACUGAUCCAUUCCAGUUUCCUAACGGGGGAAGGAGGAUUAAACAAUGGACUGAUCCAUUCCAGCUUGAACCAUGGACUGAUCCAUUCCAAUUUCCUAACCGGGGAAGGAGGAUUAAAUAAUGGACCAUCCACUCUAGCCUCCUGCUGGGAGGACGAACAGACGCUGUGGACCAACCCAUUCCUCCCUCCCACAGGGGGGAACCGGGGAAAAAAAGGACCUCAUGGAUUGUUCCACUCCAACCUGCCCCAGGAAGAAAGCAAACUGCAGACUGUUCCACUUCAACCUUUGGGGGGAGCAGAGAAAGAAGGCCAGGGACUGUUCCACUCCAACCUCCUGGUAGGGGGAGGGAAGGAAGCUGGACCGGUCCACUCCAACCUCCUGUGGGGGGGGGGAGAAAGCCACAGACCAUUCCACUCUACCCUCCUGCUCGGG